CGAAAUUCAAAUUGCUCCAACAAAACAUCGGCAGCUGACAGUGACUUUUCUGGGCUUCCGCAGUUUUUGGACGGCUUCACUAUUCUCAAUUGACGCAUUCGGGCAACCGAGAGAACCGUCAUCUGUACACACGCCGCUGGCGCGAUGCCCGUGGAGAGGACGGAGAGGACGGAGAGGAGGACGGAGCCCCGCGGGGCGGAAGAGCUUCACAAAUGCUACCAGGUUUAUGACACUAUCGGUUCAGGUGGGUUCGCUAAAGUGAAGCUGGGUCGGCACAUCCCGACAGGAGAGAAGGUGGCCAUUAAGAUCAUGAACAAGAAAGACCUUGGGGAUGAUCUUCCACGCGUGAAAGUGGAGAUGGAGGCAAUGAAGAACUUAAGUCAUCAGCACAUCUGCCGUCUCUACCAAGUCAUCGAGUCCGCCACACAGAUCUUCAUGAUACUUGAGUACUGUCCAGGAGGGGAGUUGUUUGACUACAUUAUAGCAAAGGACCGGCUUUCAGAAGAGGAGACGCGAGUGUUUUUCAGACAGAUUAUGUCUGCCAUGGCCUACGUCCACAGCCAGGGUUACGCACACAGGGACCUCAAACCGGAGAACCUGUUGAUAGAUGGAGACCACAACUUGAAGCUCAUAGAUUUCGGUUUAUGUGCCAAACCCAAGGGAGGCCUUGGGUACGAGUUGAUGACGUGUUGCGGAAGUCCCGCUUAUGCUGCGCCUGAGCUCAUCCAGGGAAAAGCUUACAUUGGCUCAGAGGCCGACGUGUGGAGUAUGGGCGUGCUGCUGUUCGCGCUGCUCUGCGGCUAUUUGCCCUUUGAUGACGACAACUGUGUGGUCCUCUACAGGAAAAUUACUAGAGGAAAGUAUGACAACCCUCCGUGGCUAUCCCCCGGAAGCAUCCUCCUGCUCAACCAAAUGAUGCAGGUGGACCCCAAGUUGCGUCCGGCAGUGCAGCAGCUGCUGGAGCACCCUUGGGUGAUGCAAGACUACAACAGCCCUGUGGAGUGGCACAGCAGGCAGCCGCUGGGUCACAUAGACGAGGACUGCAUCACUGAGAUGGCGGUCAACAUGAAGCGGUCCAGAGAGAGCACCACGGCGCUGGUUAAGGAGUGGCGCUACGACCACGUCACAGCCACGUACUUGCUCCUGCUGUCGAAGAAGCAGAGAGGCAAGCCCGUGCGCCUCCACACCGAGCCCGACGCCAUCGAUGCCGCCUUCUCUCCACUACGUGGGCGAAUGCAGACUACGGGAGAUCUUCACUUCACUGCCGACGACGACGACGCUGUGAUUCUGGAUUCUUUGGAUCUUUGCUCAGACUACAUAGACGAUUGUCCGUGGGUGUCCGUCGAACGUCACACGCCUCAAGCGGUUCACCAGAAGAUGGAACGAAUUACAGAUGACAAGAAGCCGGCAACACCAUUAGAGAAAAGAUGUGUGCGGAGCCCGCCGCCCGAGAGGGCUCAAGCGACGGCCCGCCACCGCCAGGAGAGGAGGCACAAAGAGCGCCAACCAGCCCGUGACGACAAGGAGAACGUUGGCCAGCAGGAGAAAGACGUGGAGAUAUUUGCACUGCCUCCGCCUCGCACUCCUCCUUCCAGCAAGAACAACACCCGCCACAAGAAUGUGUUGACCACACCCAAUCAAACCGCGGCCAAUGGCAUCAGAGGUACACCCAAAGCAGAAGGCAGCGGUGCUAAAGAUCCCAUUAAGAGGAGAGCGGCAGAGAGCAAGGAGCCCAGAAACAUCGAGAUCCUAGCCUUUAGUCCUGAAAGAAGGUCUCGCUCUUUGGACAUGGCCGGUAGCGGAGACAGCGGAAAGAAGCGAAGGGCGGGGCGGGUGUUCGGCUCCCUGGAGAGGGGCCUGGACAAGGUGAUCACCAUGCUCACCCCCGGCAAGAGACGAGCGCCGCGAGACGGCCCGCGUAAGAUCAAGACUCAAUACAACGUGACCCUGACGGGGCAAACCAACCCGGACCAGGUCCUCAACCAGAUCCUCUCCGUCCUGCCAGAGAAAAAUGUCGAGUUCAUCCAGAAAGGCUACACAGUGAAGUGCAAGACCUGGGAUGACUUUGGCAAGGUGACCGUGGCCUUUGAGCUGGAGGUGUGUCUGCUGCACAGGCCAGAAGUGGUCGGCGUGCGUCGUCAGCGCCUAAAAGGAGACGCUUGGGUCUACAAGCACUUGGUGGAGGACAUCCUCUCCUCGUCCAGCAUCUGAGCAUCGAGUCGCUGCUUUUCAAUACCAGCAAGCCUCGAAAGACUUUACAUUCAUGUGCAACAUGUACAGUCCAUCCUUUUUUUCUCCCGCCACCUAAUUUGCCACUUCACAAGAAUAAAUUAUGACUUUUAUUUUACUGAACAGCUCUGCAUUGAAAUUUAUGGCUCUUUUUAACCUCUAAAUCUACUUGAUUUAAUUGCAGUAAGCAAUGCUUACUAAUUUGAUGUGUUUUUUUUUUUUUUUUUUAAUGUUUCUAUAUCAGUGUUCGUUUUGUUUAUCAAUGUUUGUGACAAUGUGAA
This is a messenger RNA of Phycodurus eques (leafy seadragon), 2510 nucleotides long. RefSeq names its product maternal embryonic leucine zipper kinase (gene melk). Lineage: Eukaryota; Metazoa; Chordata; Actinopteri; Syngnathiformes; Syngnathidae. Gene Ontology annotation, molecular function: tau-protein kinase activity; ATP binding; protein serine/threonine kinase activity. The transcript is spliced from 18 exons. The record is from RefSeq and is a predicted model, not a curated record. Gene Ontology annotation, biological process: microtubule cytoskeleton organization; protein phosphorylation; intracellular signal transduction. Gene Ontology annotation, cellular component: cytoplasm. The coding region runs from base 145 to 2211 and encodes 688 amino acids.